Messenger RNA from Capsaspora owczarzaki ATCC 30864, 339 nucleotides. RefSeq lists its product as hypothetical. The record is from RefSeq and is a predicted model, not a curated record. The transcript has a single exon. Lineage: Eukaryota; Filasterea; Ministeriida; Capsasporidae. Bases 1 to 339 code for a protein of 112 amino acids.
AUGGCAGAAUUGACUCCACCUCAUGCAAUUGAUCAACUCGUUUCGCUCAUCACAACUGCUGAUGCUGAUCUUCAGGCUUUACCUCGCGACGAUCUUGCCAAGCUUCGCUCUAAAAUUCGUUUACACGACAGGUGUGCUGCUGCUGUCAAGACCAUUUGCAAAGAGUACAACUUGAAGGAACCAGCAGGCCUCACAAAAGCCAAGGCAGAGCCAGCCCAAGUCCGUGUUCCUGCAGUUAUUGAAGUGAAACAACCUGCUGUGAAGAAAGCACCUAGUAAUGCCAAUGUAGCCAAAGCACGCAAGAUUGCCAAGGCGGGAGCAAUCAAAGUGAAGGCAUAA